AUGAAUAGGCCGCUUUGCUUGCUUCGUCUUCUGCACCGUCAGGCCUCAGUCGAGUGUCGAAGAAAGACCCUUGAAAUCUUAGACACUAUCUUCACAAAUAUUAUUGCGUGCCCCUCAGCGGCGAAGUACAGACGAAUCAAUAUGGCUUCAGUGAUGUGGGAGCGCCAUGUCGCCCCAUCCUUCUUUCUAUUUCAGUUUAUUGAGUGGUUAGAGGCAAUAGGCUUCGUCCACGAUGCUGAGCAUUCGCUUUUGCAGUUUAGUGGUGAUGAGUUAAGUGGUGUAAUUAGGGCGAGGGAAGAGGUGCGUAUCCUUUUUGAAGCGUACGUGGUCCCGUGCCCCAACGAAAGUAAGAAUGAUGUCGGCAAAGGGAAGCAGUUGCUACCACUAUUGCGAAUUGUUGCUGGACUUGCAGAUGAUGGAAGUCAAGGAAAUGAGGUGCCCCUUCAAGACAAGGAUGCUCCGCCAGCCUGCAUUAACAGUGAAGUAUGGGAGGAAGUAAAAUCCCUCUUAUAUGGGGCUGUUUUGAAGCGUGUAUCUGAGAGGCUAGGAAAAGGAAGUUUUGCUUCACAGACGGUUUCUCAACCUCCACCUUCGUUACCUGGGUCUUGGGCGUGGCCAUCGCUGGUUGAGGUGGUCUCCGGGCUGUCGCUUUCUCAGGUGGAGGAAGAUUUUUCCGUGAUAGAGGCGGAACUGUUUAGUGUUUACCAGCACACCACUUGCGGUGGCGCGAAGCUUGGUGCCUUAUUUAAGGAGAGCGCUCGAAGGCGCGUUGCUGAGAGGCAUAAAAAUGAUUUUUCCUCUUCCGAUGCGACGUUUGCAAACGCGAAUGCAGAGUUGAACUACGUCGCCACCCGUCUUAUAGCAGACAUUGCGUCUUGCAUGGAGCAAGUGGCUGUGCUGGAAGAGGCGCAGGGCAUGGUGCGAAAAGACCGGUUAGAGGCCCGCAGACUCCUAAGGAAGUUUAGGGAAGACGCCGACAUUACUUAUUUACACUUGCUCAAAGAGGAGUGGAAGGGGCAGUUGAAAGCCGCGAAGGAAAAGCACGGUAAACCCUUUGUCUACCUUCAGACACCUUCGUCUGAGUCACGUGCAGAGUGA
Molecule: messenger RNA, 1098 nt
Organism: Trypanosoma conorhini
Lineage: Eukaryota; Euglenozoa; Kinetoplastea; Trypanosomatida; Trypanosomatidae
Exons: 1
Coding region: 1-1098 (365 amino acids)
Source: RefSeq, a predicted model, not a curated record